CAGAGCAGUCACAAAAUAACCUCCUCUUAGACCAGCGCAGGAGGAAUAUGUCUGAAUGCACAGCACACAUGCGGUGCCGUAGUAUGGACUCGGACUGGUGACUGUGCAGUGUGUACGGAGGAGCAGAGGACCUCGCGGGAUUGGCUGCACAUAGAGAGAGGGCGGAGGGGAGCUGGAAACAGGGGGACAGACUGCCAUGGAGGGAGAAGCAGGAAUUACUCGGAGCCCCAAGUCUGAGGCCCACGAUGAUGAUGUCACAGCCGGGGCCAGCACGUGGGACCGGGGGGAGAUUCCCACUGUAGCAGAUGCCGUACCUACCUGUUUGGAUAAGAAGCAGAGAGAAAUCUGCUCUUCAGUGAAAAGCCAAAUGUUAGAUGGUCCUCUGUGCCCUCGGCUCAGAAUGCCACCGGUCCUGAGGUUCCGUCAGGAGUCACAGGAUCGAGCGACAGACCUCCAGAGAGUACCAGCACAGCAGCUGGGAGAUGCACGUGCUCUGUGUGAGUUCUGCGGGCUGCCUGCAUGCCCCUUCCCUGACCUUGCUGACCUGAGCUUCACAGUGGAACCUGAGCGGUUCUGCUGUCCCGAGGCCGGGGCGCUGGUGGAGGCUCUGGCCCAGGAGUGGAGGCUGCUGAUGGAGACACUGGGGCAGGGGGUCGAGGGCGGGCCUGACCCACCAGACACCCCCAACAAGGAGGAGGAGCUGAGCCUCCAGGCCUGGGAGAGCGAGGAGUCCAGACACCAGGAAAGCGACCUGGAGCAGUACUUCCAGGCGUCCCACCCUGCCAUCGUCCCCGCCGACAACUGCACAAGGACCAUCAGCUUCCAGCUCUCCAGCUGUAUUCCCAGGGAGACGGACACAAGUGAAACUGAGGAUUCUGGGACAGUGGUGGACCACGACCAUAGAGAGGAGGAGGACUUCCUGACGGGGCCAGGGGUGUUUGGGUUUGGCAUUGCACGGCACAAGCAUAACGUUGGGUUCAGAGAGAAGUACUACGCCAACGGGAACAAGUUCCUCACUGCGUUUCCUGACGGCUCGGCUCAGCUGUUCUACCCCUCUGGCCAGUUGGCCCUGCUCAUCACCGUGGGAGACGGCGAGGGGGACAGGGUCUGUAUCGUGCAGGAUGACCACGCCCCCAACCCGCCCAUCCGAGCCCUGUUCCAAUCCAACGGCAGGGCCACCUGUUACCACGGAAACGGCAACAUAUGGGUGAGCGUGGAUGUUUCGGGAGGCCAGUGCUCGGACGAGACGGGGGCCCGCGUGAGGAGGUGGCGCUGGAGCGGGUACCGGGACACGCCCACGCCGCUGCGCCCCCUCUUCCUGUCCCUGAACCGCAGCGUCGGGGUGCGGGUCCUGGGCCAGGACAGGAUGUUCGUCACCUUCCUCAGCCAGGGCUGCCAGGCCAGGUUCAGCGUGGGCACCUGUGUGCAGUUUCGGGACGCGAGCCCCACGGCCCCGCCCGGCCCCAGGCCCCUCCCCAGAGAGGAGGUGGUGGUCCUGGCGGGGCGGGCGAGGCUGCGCCGGACCCUGGCUCUCCUGCAUCACUGCUCACGGCUGCCCUCCAGCCCGCGGCCCCCGGCGCCCAGGCCGGCCCCCUCCCUGGUGUCCCUGGCCAAAGCCCUGCUGGAGCUCAGCCAGGGCAUGGACAUGGAGGACAGCGACCGGGCCUUCAUCCAGGCCUGCCUGCGGGACUUUGUGUGACCGCUCUGCCCCCAAUCCCUCCGCACCCCUCUGUCGCCCACAGCUGCUCCGCUCCGCUCCGCUCCGCACUGCACUUCCUGCGCGAGAACGCCCAGUGCCAAAGAUGAAUGACCGGGACCCGGAAGGUUGGUGGUUCGAGCCCCGGUGUAGCCACAAGAUCUCCGCACAGCCGUCGGGCCCUUGAGCAAGGCCCUUAACCCUGCAUUGC
Molecule: messenger RNA, 1907 nt
Organism: Conger conger (European conger)
Lineage: Eukaryota; Metazoa; Chordata; Actinopteri; Anguilliformes; Congridae
Product: glutamate-rich protein 6
Exons: 11
Coding region: 197-1699 (500 amino acids)
Source: RefSeq, a predicted model, not a curated record